AUGCCGCUCAUCGCUUCCACAGGUACCAAACCGCGCGUGAUCCUGGGCUUAAUGACCUUUGGUCCCCCGGGCACAGAAUCCAAAGGCGCCCGCAUCACCUCCUUAGACGACUACAACAAAUGCCUCGACUACUUCCAACAACAGGGGUAUAACGAAGUCGACACCGCCCGCAUGUACAUUGGUGGCGACCAAGAAACCUUCACACGAGACGCCAAAUGGAAAGACCGCGGUUUGUCUCUCGCGACGAAAUGCUACCCGGUCAAGCCGGGCGAUCAUAAACCUGAGAACCUGCGUGCCAGCUUGGACAAAAGCCUGAAAGAGCUAGGGACCGACUGCGUGGACAUAUUCUACCUGCAUGCCCCGGAUCGGAGUGUGCCAUUUGCAGAAACCCUUCAGGCGUGCAAUGAUAUGUUUCGAGAGGGCAAGUUUGUACAGCUCGGUCUGAGUAAUUAUGCGGCGUGGGAAGUUGCGGAGAUCUGGAAUAUUGCCCACGAAAGAGGUUGGGUGAGGCCCACGAUAUACCAGGCCAUGUAUAAUGCGAUAACGAGGGAUAUUGAGAAGGAAUUGGUGCCCUGUUGCCGAAAAUAUGGCUUGGACCUUGUCAUUUACAACCCACUCGCCGGCGGCGUGUUUAGCGGGAAAUACAAGUCCAAAACCGAGAUCCCGGCCGAGGGCCGCUUCGCCAACGUCAGUGAACGCAUCGGAAUGAUGUAUCGCGAACGGUACUUCCACGACUCAACCUUUGCAGCCCUCCAUCUCAUCGAGCCUGUUGUCAAGCAACACCACCUGACCCUCCUGGAGACCGCGCUGCGAUGGUGCGUGCACCAUUCAAUGCUCAAACUAGGCAGCGAGGGCAACGACGGGGUGAUCAUCGGCGUCAGUAGUCUGAGCCAGCUCGAGGCGAAUCUCCAGGAUUUAGAGAAAGGUCCGCUGCCUGAGGAAGUUGUUGCGGUCUUGGACGAGGCGUGGGAAACGUAUUUGAAAGGCAGAGGGCCGACGUAUUGGCGAUGA
Molecule: messenger RNA, 1011 nt
Organism: Rhinocladiella mackenziei CBS 650.93
Lineage: Eukaryota; Fungi; Ascomycota; Eurotiomycetes; Chaetothyriales; Herpotrichiellaceae
Exons: 4
Coding region: 1-1011 (336 amino acids)
Source: RefSeq, a predicted model, not a curated record